UUUCACUUUCUUUCCUAACCAUCAUUUAUUUCCUUCUGCGCGAGUUUACAGGCGAGAGGCAUCGGUGUCCCCCUCUCUCUCCACCUCCUUCCCAGCCAUGUGACUGAGCACUCCCUGCAGCCAGUGAAACUUUUCAGUCCGCAGCAGAGCUGGGUUUGCUCUGCACCGGCUCCGGGAGAAGCAGCGCCUCUCACAGCCGUGCUGGCCAUGGGGAGGAGCGCACGGCAGCUCAUCUCGCUGACCCUCGCCUGUGCAUUUUCCUCCUGCUUUGCUGAAGUGGCCCUGGGGGUUGAACUGUCUCCAGAAACCACAUCCUUCCACCAAAUGGCUACUUCUGCUCAGUCGCUUUCCUUUUAUCAUUCUUCGCCCCAUCAAAGCACCACAGUUCAUCUUGCCAGCACAGACCCUCUUCAAACAACACCCACGAGCCACAGAACGAUUGAGCAGACAAGGGAGCAGCUGCAGGCAGCAUCAGCUGCAGGCCAGCCCAUGGCAGGAGCAGCAGCACCAUCCCCAGCCCCUGCAGGCAGCCCCAGCACGGCCGGCCAGGCUGCGGCCCCCGCCAUGCCCUCACUUACAGCUGCAGCCAAGAACACAACCUCUGCCCCUGUGUCCUCCACCAGGCAUGGCACGGGACCACUUGUGAGCACAGGAACUGCAGCAGUGGCCACCAACACCUCCCUGAAGCAGGAGACAGCAAGCACCCAGGGGACAGCUGCCAGCACAGCCACCAGCACGCCGAGGGCCGGGCCCAGCACACGGUCACGGAGACAAACAACAGCCACGGGUGAUCCAACAGCCACGGCCGUGACCAACACAACAGGCACCCAUGCAGGGACACAGACAGCCCCCACGUCCCCUGCCAGCACAGUAAGACCCUCUCCCACCCCAGAGCCCUCUGCCAUCCCCACAGGCACCUACACCAUUUCUGAUGGGAACGGGACCUGCGUCAAAGCCGUCAUGGGCCUGCAGCUGAUGGGCCGAAAUACACAGCAGGAGCAGAUGGAAUAUGUGACUGUCAACCCCAAUAUGACAAAGAUAUCUGGAAGCUGUGGGAUGGUGCAGUCUGAGCUGAACUUAACUUUUAGUGGAGGAUUUGUAAACAUCACCUUUGUAAAGCAAGCUCCAAGUUACUCUGUCACUAAAAUUGAGAGCAGAAUACAGUUAUCUUCUGAAGGUAUGCUUUACUAUGCAGCCCUAAAUGAGAAGCUGUUCACAACAAAGCUGGGGAAUUCCUUUAAGUGUGCCAGCAGGCAAACCUUCCCCUUGGAGAACAAUUUCCAGAUCCUCUUUGUUCAUAUGCAGCUGCAGGCCUUUGACAUUGUGGGUGACCAGUUUGGAAAAGAAGAAGAAUGUUUUCUUGAUCGAAACGGCAAAGUAGCUCCCAUUGCAGUGUGCCUGAGUAUCCUGGGAUUGUUUGUCAUUGUGUUUGCCACCUUCCUGAUCUCCAGGAGGAAGCCACAGAGAGGAUAUGAACGCAUCUGAGGUGCCCUUGUGCUUCCAAGUGUGUGCAGCAAGCAGAGAAGUCACAGGAGUUUUGUUUCUGCCUGAAAAUCUCCCUGCCCUGAAGCCACAUUUUUAAGUGAGAUGACACCAUGUGUUUACAGCUAAUGAAUGUUUCUGGAAGGAGUUCUUUUAAGGUGGGAAGGAGAGAACUCACACCUUCUGCCUUAGGCUAUUCUUAGCAUCUAAUUUAGAUGUAGUCCAAAAUGAGGAGCCUAAAUUCUCUCUGUUGUUAACAAAGGAGGUCAUUCAGAUCACCUAAGCCAGAUUCCUAAAAAUAGCUUAAAGCAAGCAGUAUCACUAUCCCCCGGAAAAUCCAUCAGAUUUGUUAAUGAUGGUUAGAUUUAUCAAAAGAUGUAAGUCUGACCUUCAGGUGAAUAAACCAGAAGGUUUAGAAUAAACCAGCUACAGACAACCCUGCUGAGCGAGAGCUCACUGAAAGCUUUUCUCAGAACACAGUGAGUGCCAAAAUCUCAGGGGAAUUGUCAGUGUGACUCCACUCACAAGCAAGUUCUCCAGUCCUACACACAGUUACACUUCCUAAACUCCUGGGGUUCUCCCACUAAGCCCUUUGCAAAGACAGAGUGGUAAUUGUGACUCUUACCCUGGAGCUGAAUAUGUUCCUGGUCUUGUGAGAGCUCAGGAAUCCCCCAUGUGCUGUUCAGACAUGGGCCUGUCACAGUGACCACACUGAGCCCAGGAAAUGUCCUCUGCUGGGGCAACAGGGUGGUCCCUUAAUCCAGGAAGAUGCCACUCACUGGAAAUGCCUGGGAUUAAGUGGCCACCACUGGAGCACCUGCAUGAGGUCCAUGAGAAAUGGAAAUCCACUGAUGCUGUAUGGUCAGGGUUUCAGUGGGAAAUAAAAGCUUGCACAGGUCUUGGACAAAUCUGCCCAAAAGUGAGUAUUUUCCAGUGUGCUCACAGAUGAGCAGCUGGAUUUUCAUAUGGAAAUAAUCUGGAGUUGCUUUGAAGCACACUGAUACACUCUGUAGUCUAUUUCCUGCUGAACCAAUGAUGAAGGCAUGAGAAUAGUAAUUGCUUUUGAGAUUUAAGUCCAGCUCAUGUUCUUUGUUGUAAGAAGGAAAAGUUCCUUGUCACAAAAGAUUUACAUGUGCAGAAAUGCACAUACACACACAUACACAUGUGCACAUGCCACACAAUCUGCUCACUGGAACAAAUUACAUCAAGAUGAUAAGAAAUUAUGUAUAAAAGCAUUUGCAAAAGAGAAAAUAAUAUUCAAUAAGAGCACACUUCCUCCAAGGAGUUAGGCUAAUGGCUUAAAUUUUACUAAUAAAAGUUUGGCCUGGAAAAGGACUGUGGAAUGGCACUCAUUAAACAAAAGAAAGAUGAAGUCAUAGGCAAAAAUGCCUUGACAGUUUAAUCUGUAUCUAAACAAAAAAGAAAUGCUGGGAGUUAAUUUAAUUUCUAUGAAUAAUGGCCCAAAUUCUCUGCAGUUUUUAAUGGUGAUGAAACCUCACUGGAUUUUCACUGGAUAAAAUUGAUGGUUAUGUCAUAUCAGAUAUUCCCUUAAGUAUUUUAAAAAUAGUUUUGAUAUUUUACUAGUAUUUCACCAUUGCAGUUUACUUAUUUAAAUGAAGAAAGAAAAGAAAUUCUUCCAUUCUAUGAAUUAAUUAGAGAUGUUGGUCUGUGUGAAGCAGGAAACAUGGCCAUAAUGCUCUAUAAUCAGUAUAAUAUGUAGCUGGAAGUAAUUACCAUUCUCUAGAAAUGUUCCCUUUGAGUCUGAAUGAACCAAUAAAUAAGAAAGAUAAAGACAAUUUUGAAGCUCUUUUACGCUUGGAGAAACAUCAGAACCAGCUGUGAGCACAGGAACAGCUGAAUACAUUUAUAAGGUAAAACAGCACAAGAAAUAGGACACCAAACUUUCAAGACUUGAAUACAGACACCAUGAUUUGGACUGUAUUCAGUUGAAUACUCAAAUUAAAAUGAUUAAAAUGUAAGUAUUUCAAUUAUUCUUUUGCAAAAGGGCUCCAGCAUUGUUCAUAAUGCUUAAUGAGCUUUAUUGAGCUCAUUUUUCCUUCCUCCUUCUCCCCUUAGCAGACAAGCAGCAACUGGACUCAGACCUUGGGCCUAAUAAGAUCCCUCUAAUUCUCAGGGUUACUUAAUACUAUGAAUCUGUUGCUUAGAAAGCAGAUUUUUAUACUCAAAGCAUUCACCUUUUUUAAAAAAAUGAGAUGUCUGUGAGGAAAGGUAAAUGGAUGAAGAGCUUCCAUUUGAAAAUGAGCCUGUGCCUGCAGUGGGGAUGUCACUGUCCCCGUCUGCUACAUGUGGCCAUUUUAACAAAAGCUGCCUAGAAAGCUCAGCACAUGGUCUGGCCCUCAGCUGUUCUGCACAGGGAUCAGAUAUCUUUCCCUUGUCAAAGCUGAGUCCCAUUUCACCUGUUCUUUGGAUUGCUGGACUGUGUGAUCUAUGUUACUUCUAAUGACAUGGAUAUAGCAUUUGCUUGUUCUGUUCCGAAAAUUUGCUUUAUGUUAAUAGUCAGUAUUUAAUAAAAGUCUGAUAUCAGCAUGAGGACAGAAAAGAGUUACUAAUGACUGCUAAUUCUGUGGUUAAUAUUGUGACACCUGCCAUUUUUACUAGUGAUGCACAAAUAAUAUUUUCCCCCAUAGUUUUUUUUUUCUUUCUUCAGUGAAUCAAUGUGUUGGUAUUGAACAAUGUUUGGAUUCAGAUUUAUCUUAUUUGUUCUUAUGCUUUUUCUUGCUAUGUUUUGAAGCUGCAUUCUGCCAUUUGUACAUGAAUGAUACUCUGGGCUUGCUCUAAGUGGCACCGGUGAAGUGCACGUGGUGCAAACCAAUGAAACGAUUGGAUGCUCCCAGGAAAUGCUGCCAACAUGCAGCAAAAUUAAUCCAAUGGAGUUAGUGCUUUACAGCAGUAACUAUCCAUUGGAGAAAUCCUUACUGCAUCAGGAGAUCCCAGCCUUGAAGUGCUGCCUUUCUCUCAGCUGUGGCCCAGCCUGCAUCCCAUCACGUCCAUCCCUGAUCCCAAAACCCAACCAGCGUGCAGCAGGGAUGUGUCAGCAUAGCAGGGAGUGUUGCCUCUCCAGAUUUAAUGCUGAAUUAGAAUCAGACAGCCCAGCUGCUCCCUGAGCUGCUAUGUGCAGCUCUAAAAGCUGAUGCCCAUGUUUGUUUUCUGCCAGAAUAUAGGAAUAUAUUUAGCUGGCACUUUUUUACCUAAUGGAGUGGCUUUGAGGUGUCCCUCCUACUGGGAAGACUCUAUAGGGGUAAUUCCUCUUGGUUUGCCAGACUUGCUCUUUUAAACAUCUUGUCUGGGGAAGUAUCUUGAGCAAAAAGUCCCUAAAAGAACACCAUACAAGAGGAGGACAUUUGGUAAACUGCUUACACACUAGCUGGGCCAUAAUGGCCCUGCUGUGGGGCAGCAGGGUAGUUUUGGCUGUGGGAGGAGACAAAGCUGCAGCUGGGUGCCAGAGUGACUCAGCAGCCCCAGCCCACUUCUUCCUCAGCUACAGGCUCAGACCAACCCAGCCCUGAACCAGAAGGUGCUGAUCAGGGUGAUGGGGUGCACUGAUGAUGUGGUGCAUUGAUGAUACAUCCACCAGGGAAGCAAAGCUUAACUUGUGUGCAAGUGUGUGCUGCUCAGGAGGCCAUGGGGCCAUCCCAGGACUGAGGUGAGCACAUCCCCACAUCCUGAUGGCUCCCAUGCUCUGCUGCAGCUCCCAUGCCAGACCAUCCCCUGUGGUCUCUGCGCACCCAAGACAAAAUGAGGGUCUUGGGUGUGCAGAGAAUCUCAGAAACACAAUGAUGUCACACAUAGAUAAGUCACUGAGGAGUUUAAAAAGCAGGGUUUAAUUUCUUUCAGUUCUUUCAGUUCUCUGAUGGACAAGCACAAAUUAAGAAACAGCUGUUAAUUCAGUUGAAAGAGGAAGGGAGAUUAGAUUGGCAUCUUGAGUAUCUGAACAUGGCUUGGCUGAUCACUGUUAGCUUGCUAUAAUGUAUGGCUGCUAAAAAUAACUUGCUGUGAGAAGUAAGAUAUGCUCUUUAUUUUUCUAUUAUUGGUCUUUCUGUAAUAAAGGCUGUAUUUAAUCAUUA
This is a messenger RNA of Agelaius phoeniceus (red-winged blackbird), 5567 nucleotides long. RefSeq names its product lysosomal associated membrane protein 3 (gene LAMP3). The record is from RefSeq and is a predicted model, not a curated record. NCBI's taxonomy places the organism in Eukaryota, Metazoa, Chordata, Aves, Passeriformes, Icteridae. Gene Ontology annotation, cellular component: lysosomal membrane; plasma membrane; late endosome membrane. Gene Ontology annotation, biological process: establishment of protein localization to organelle.